Psammomys obesus (fat sand rat) is the source of this 234-nucleotide messenger RNA. It is a transcript of the gene Znf593os, whose product is annotated as ZNF593 opposite strand. The transcript is spliced from 3 exons. Bases 1 to 234 code for a protein of 77 amino acids. The record is from RefSeq and is a predicted model, not a curated record. Lineage: Eukaryota; Metazoa; Chordata; Mammalia; Rodentia; Muridae.
AUGGCGGCCCACACCUUUAAUGGAGACCAGUGGCCCCCCACCAUGAGAUUUCGACGCCUGACCCCUGGCUACUUCCGGGUGCUACAGAUGCAGGUGGCCGGGGAGCUGAAGGCAGAGCCCCGGAGUCCGCUGGUCGGAAUUGUUGCUACGUUGCUGGCGGUCCUGGGGUUAGGCGGGUCCUGCUACGCGGUAUGGAAGAUGGUGAAGCAACGGCAGCCAUCACAGGCCCCAUGA